UAAUAAAAUGUCUGAAUAAUUGUUUUAAGGUGCAGGCCCCUGUGCGUCCACGUCUGGACCCUUUGCGCCGGAGCCCGGGGGCUGCUCUCCCUUGUGGAGCCCGGGCGCGUCCCACUGCGCCUGCGUCCCGCGGCACGCUGAGAAACAAACAGAGUAGCUAUUGUUAGCAGGGGAGCAGCCAGGAGGUUGUGUCAGAGUUUACCAAGCACCUGACGUUAUCUGUUGAAUAUUAACGCUCAUUUUUUUCAAGUGAGGGCCGAGUCACCAUCGAAGAACAAAGUCUGGGCUGUGGGCAGGUGAGGAAGGGAAAAGAGUUGGCGGAAGGUAAGGAAGAAACCGUGAAAAGGUAGAAGGAAAGAAGGAAGUAAAUAAGGACAACCACGACUGUUGGGAUCGGAACCCAACAGGUACUUCAGUGUUACAGCAGCGGAUCGGACCUGUUGUUUUUACACGUCGAAAAACAAACGGAGACAUCAAAAAUGCCUUUGGGACCAUGGAGGAAGAAAAACAAGUCGACCAAGGAGAAUUUGGUGGAAAACGAGGAGGUCAGCGGCGGACACGCAGGUGCUGGCAGCCAGAAUAAAUCCGCCGUGAACGGAGCGGGGCUCCCGCCUCCACCUGCCAACCUGCGGCCCAGGCUGGUGUUUCACACGCAGCUGGCACACGGAAGCCCCACCGGCAGGAUCGAGGGGUUCACUAACGUCAAGGAGCUGUACGCGAAAAUAGCACACGCGUUUAAUAUAAGCGCACCUGAGAUCCUCUUCUGCACCCUGAACACCCACAAGAUUGACAUGGAGAAGCUGCUGGGGGGCCAGAUCGGCCUCGAGGAUUUUAUUUUUGCCCACAUUAAAGGGAUCAAGAAGGAGGUAGAAGUUUAUAAAUCUGAAGAUGCUCUGGGCCUCACUAUCACUGACAACGGAGCAGGCUAUGCUUUCAUAAAGCGUAUCAAAGAGGGCAGCGUUGUGGACGGGGUCAAGGUGAUUUGCGUGGGCGACCACAUAGAAUGCAUUAACGGACAUAAUAUUGUCGGGACACGGCAUUAUGAGGUCGCUCGCAUGCUUAAAGAACUUCCCAGAGACAGAUCCUUCACCCUCAAACUGGUGGAACCAAUGAAGGCCUUUGAAAUGCUUGAGCCCAGGUCAAGAGGUACCAAACCUGCUAGUGACAACAAGAUCGGCACAGGGAGGAGUACUUUGAGACUUCGCUCCAAGGGCCCGGCUACCGUAGAGGACGAGCCAACAGAAUUUGAGGAGAAGGCUGUGAAGAAGGUGGACGACCUCCUGGAGAGCUACAUGGGCAUCAGGGACACUGAACUUGCUGCUACGAUGGUUGAGGUCGGCCGCGACAAGAAGAACCCGGAUGAAUUUGCCACGGCGCUAGACGAGACCCUCGGAGAUUUCGCUUUUCCAGAUGAGUUUGUCUUUGACGUCUGGGGGGCCAUCGGAGAUGCCAAGCAAGGAAGAUUUUAAGUUUGCUCCAAAACAUACACACAAACUCCUUCCUUACUCAACUCAACUCUUAAUAUCAUCAGAAGUCAGUUGGACAACCUGCACACAAAUGGGGGUGAAUGAAGUGUUCUUACUUCUUUUAGUGUUGACUUCAGUCACAUGGGUCUGCAUAAGGAAUCUAUUAGCGUUUUAGGGUAAUCCUGUGAGGAGAGCCAUGAAAUGUAGAACACAGUUUGCAAUGUUGGAUCUCCUGUGUGCUGAAGAGUUGGUGAUUGAUUCCAGAUGUUGUGCACACCUUGUGCACCCCACCUCAGAGGCAGCUCUAGCUGCAUUUUGAAAGCUCAUGAUACUGUUCUCUGUUUUUCAGUUAGAACAGCAAAUCUAUUUGACCGUGGUCUGUUAACACUGGUUAUAAAUGGUACAUGCACGCCAUAUAUUUUACUAUUUGAAUCACACUUCAUAGCUGUGUAAUUUUGAAUAUCCAGCUGCAUCACACGGCUUUUUAUGUUUUUAUAUGUGAAAAUACUGCCGACUUUACAGCAGCGGAAUUGUGUAAUUAGUGUAAUUAUAGUGAUUGUAGUAAUAUUUCUUUCUCCCAUCUUUUAAGACCUUUUAAAUGAUCUCAGUGAUAAAAAGUAAGAACUGUGACCACGUUCGCACGUCUGUUAGCUGCAGUUUUCUUUUCUCUGUGCCCUUAAACAUCUCAGCUUCAGUCUCGUCUCUGUCGAUGCAAAGAAGAGGGUUUUAUCAUCAGUCGACACAUAUAUUCCUUGUUUCGUGUUGUUGUACGUUAGCACUGUUAACGUCAUGAAAUGAGGUAUAUUUAGAUUUUAUGAUUUUGUUCUUGUAAUUUAUUUUAUGUAAAAUCAAAUGCUAUAAGACAUAUUUACAGUGAGAUAUGGCUCAAUGUGAAAGGCACUAUUUAAAUCACUCUCAACCUGAAUUGAAAUAGUGACUUAAUUAGUGUCGUCCAUUGAAGUCAACUGUCCACAGCAGCUGCAUAUAGUUUGACAAACCAUAAGGGAGCACUUUUGUAGGACAGACAAUAAACGCUGAUAUACUGUU
Monopterus albus (swamp eel) is the source of this 2513-nucleotide messenger RNA. RefSeq names its product GIPC PDZ domain containing family, member 2 (gene gipc2). Lineage: Eukaryota; Metazoa; Chordata; Actinopteri; Synbranchiformes; Synbranchidae. The coding region runs from base 480 to 1469 and encodes 329 amino acids. The record is from RefSeq and is a predicted model, not a curated record. Gene Ontology annotation, molecular function: protein binding. The transcript has 6 exons.